AUGUACAAGACCGCACCUAUGGAGAAACAACUCCUGUGCAAGAUCCAAAUAUCUUUCGUCCCGCAAUAUAUCAAUACCAAAAAAUCGCCCAGUUUCUCAAGCGCUCAUAUAGAGAUGCGGCCCUUGUCCUACUUCCUACCAUUUAGCAACAAGCCAAAUUUCAAUCCAUUGACCGACAUUCCAGACUUGAGCCGACGGGUUUGCCUUGUCACAGGUGGUAACUCUGGUCUUGGAGAGGCUACCCUUGCCGCACUGGCCCAACACAACCCACAAAAGCUCUAUCUCGGGGCACGAUCACGCCCAAGAGCAGAGGCAGCGGUCGCUCGCAUCAGGGCAACGUUAAAAGCGGCCGAGAAAGCCAACAUAGAGAUUCUGGACCUUGACCUGUCGAGUUUCGAGUCAGUGAAGGCUGCUGCGGCCAAAGUGAACCUUGAGGCCGAACGCCUAGAUGUGCUUCAGCUAAAUGCUGGCAUCGGUCUUGUGCCGUACGCCACAUCGACGGAUGGCUACGAAACGCAGUUCGCGACAAACUAUCUUGGUCACGCUUUAUUGACGCAGCUUCUCCUGCCCAAGCUGCUGCAGACUGCGGCGCGUCCCGACUCCGACGUCCGAGUCGUGGCUGUAUCUUCAGCCCUGCACAGCCGUGCAGCGCCAGAGGGCAUCCUAUUUGAUGAGCUAAAAACGUCAAUGGCGAACCGUGACGGUGUGACGCUCUAUGCACAGGCCGCUCUCGCCAAGACGCUCUUCGCACAUGAGCUGGCCAAGAGAUAUCCGCAAAUCAAGUCAGUAUCGCUCCAGCCAGGUGGUGUUAGGACCGGCAUAUGGGAUGGAGAAAAGGUAGUGCACUGGCUUCCAUGGUAUUUCGUCGUCAGACCCAUUGUCUGGUUGACGGGAGUGUCGAGCGAGGAGGGUGCCAAGACACAGCUUUGGUGCAGCUUCAGUGAAGACGUCGAGAGCGGCCGGUACUACCAGCCUAUAGGUCAACCUGGUGAGGAGGGGAAACUCACGCGCGACAAUGCGCUGGCGGCAAAGCUUUGGGAUUGGACAACAGGGGUUCUACAGGGAUCGGGUUCCCAAUGGCCAUAA
This is a messenger RNA of Pestalotiopsis fici W106-1, 1086 nucleotides long. RefSeq lists its product as uncharacterized. The record is from RefSeq and is a predicted model, not a curated record. Lineage: Eukaryota; Fungi; Ascomycota; Sordariomycetes; Amphisphaeriales; Sporocadaceae. The transcript has a single exon. The coding region runs from base 1 to 1086 and encodes 361 amino acids.